Trifolium pratense (red clover) is the source of this 690-nucleotide messenger RNA. Its product is annotated as glutathione transferase GST 23-like. Gene Ontology annotation, molecular function: glutathione transferase activity. Gene Ontology annotation, biological process: glutathione metabolic process. The coding region runs from base 1 to 690 and encodes 229 amino acids. The transcript has a single exon. The record is from RefSeq and is a predicted model, not a curated record. NCBI's taxonomy places the organism in Eukaryota, Viridiplantae, Streptophyta, Magnoliopsida, Fabales, Fabaceae. Gene Ontology annotation, cellular component: cytoplasm.
AUGAUGGGAAGCCAAGAUGUGAAGUUGGUGAGCUUUUGGGUUAGUCCAUUUGCUAAGAGAGUUGAAUGGGCCUUGAAACUAAAGGGUGUUGAUUAUGAGUAUGUAGAAAAAGAUAUCUUCAAUAAAAGCACUCUCCUUUUGGAAUUGAACCCGGUUCACAAGUCGGUUCCGGUUCUUGUUCAUGCUCAAAAACCAAUUGCAGAGUCAUUGAUUAUCCUUGAAUACAUUGAUGAAACAUGGAAGCAAUAUCCACUUUUACCUUGCCAUCCUUAUCAAAGAGCUUUUGCUCGUUUUUGGGCUAAUUUUGGUGAACAAAAGCUUUUGGAUGUAGCAUGGAUUGCAAUGUGUAGUAAUGGAGACGAACAGGAAAAGGCUAUAAAGCUAGCCAGAGAAGCAAUAGAGAAGAUAGAAGAUGAGAUUAAGGGGAAGAAAUUCUUUGGAGGGGACACUAUUGGAUACCUUGAUCUUGCUCUUGGAUGGAUAUCUUACUGGCUUCCAAUUUGGGAAGAAGUUGGGUCAAUGCAGGUACUUGACCCAUUGAAAUGUUCAGCUAUCACUGCAUGGAUGACAAAUUUUCUCAGCCACCCUGUGAUUAAGGACAGCUUGCCCCCAAGAGACAGGAUGCUUGUUUACUUCCACACUCGCAGAGAGACAUUGUCUGAGGCAUUUCAUGGCUGGUUCAAAGUUUAG